AUGGCAGCCUCAGGGGUGUUCGGAAGGUGUGACAUUCUCCUGGUCUACAGCCCGGAUGCCGAGGAAUGGUGCCAGUACCUCCAGGACCUCUUCCUGUCCAGCCGGCAGAUCCGGGGCCAGAAGACGCUGACUUACCGGCUGGGCCCCGACACUUUCUUCUCCGCCGAGGACCUGACCUUCUUCCUCAGCACGCGCUGCAUCGUGGUGCUGCUGUCGGCGGAGCUGGCGCAGCACUUCGGCCAGCGGGCCCUGCUGCCGCUGCUGCAGAGAGCCUUCCACCCGCCGCAGCGCAUGGUCCGGCUGCUCUGCGGCGUGCAGAACUGCAAGGAGUUCCUGGACUUCUUUCCCGAGUGGGCACACUGGCAGGAGCUCACCUGUGACGACGAGCCCGAGACGUAUUUGGCAGCUGUGAAGAGAGCCAUUUCUGAAGAUUCUGGCUGUGACUCAGUCACCGACACCGAAACGGAGGACGAGAAGGCCCUGCCCUACUCGAAGCAGCACAGCCUGCCGCUGGACACGUCACCUGGGAACCUGAUGGUGGUGCAGCCAGACCGCAUCCGCUGUGGGGCAGAAACCACUGUCUACGUCAUUGUGAGAUGUAAGCUGGACGAGAGAGUGACGACGGAAGCAGAAUUUUCUCCAGAGGACGCUCCCUCCAUCAGGGUGGAGGGCAAGCUGGAGAAUGAGUACACCGUGUCCGUGAAGGCCCCCGCCCUUUCAUCUGGGAAUGUGUCUCUGAAGAUAUAUUCUGGGGACUUGGUGGUGUGCGAAGCCAUUAUCAGCUAUUACACUGACAUGGAAGAAAUCGGGAAUUUAUUGUCCAACGCUGCGAAUCCUGUGGAAUUCAUGUGUCAGGCCUUCAAAAUUGUUCCCUACAACACGGAGACGCUUGAUAAGCUGCUCACGGAGUCCCUGAAGAACAACAUCCCCGCCAGCGGACUGCACCUCUUUGGAAUCAACCAGCUGGAAGAAGAAGAUAUGAUGACAAAUCAGAGGGAUGAAGAGCUGCCCACCUUGCUGCAUUUUGCUGCGAAGUACGGACUGAAGAACCUUACUGCUUUGUUGCUCACAUGCCCAGGAGCCCUACAAGCAUACAGUGUGGCCAACAAAUACGGCCACUACCCCAACACCAUUGCCGAGAAGCAUGGCUUCAGGGACCUGCGGCAGUUCAUCGAUGAAUAUGUGGAAACGGUGGACAUGCUGAAGAGUCACAUCAAAGAGGAACUGAUGCAAGGGGAGGAGGCUGACGACGUGUACGAGUCCAUGGCCCACUUGUCCACAGACUUGCUCAUGAAAUGCUCCCUCAACCCGGGCUGCGAUGAGGAGCUGUAUGAGUCCAUGGCGGCCCUCGUCCCCGACGCCACCGAGGACCUCUAUGUGGAAAUGCUUCAGGCCAGUACAUCUAGCCCAAUCGCUGGAGAAAGUUUCUCCCGGGCCACUAAGGACUCUAUAAUCCGCAAGUUUUUAGAGGGCAAUAAUGUGAGCAUCGCCACUCUGGAGAAGGAGCAGUUCCAUCAGGAUCCAGAAGAUGUUUAUCACACAGUGGAAGACGAUGAGGCCUUUGCCCUGGACCUGGCCAGCAGGCCCCCCGUCCCAGUGCCCAGGCCAGAGGCCAGUGCUUCUGGUGCUCACCAGGUGCCCGACAAUGAACCGUACAUUUCUAAAGUUUUUGCAGAAAAAAGUCAAGAGCGGCCUGGGAAUUUUUAUGUUUCCUCAGAGAGCAUCAGGAAAGAGCCUCCUCCUCCUGUCAGACCGUGGCGAGACAGACCCCCGUCGAGUAUCUACGAUCCUUUUGCUGGGAUGAAGACGCCAGGCCAGCGGCAGCUCAUCACCCUCCAGGAGCAGGUGAAGCUGGGCAUCGUCAAUGUGGACGAAGCUGUGCUCCACUUCAAAGAGUGGCAGCUCAACCAGAAGAAGCGGUCGGAAUCCUUUCGCUUCCAGCAGGAAAAUCUUAAACGGCUAAGAGAUAGCAUCACCCGAAGACAGAGAGAGAAGCAAAAAACAGGAAAGCAGACAGCCUUGGAGAUCACCGUCCCAAUUAGGCACUCACAGCUGCUGCCCAGCAAAGUGGAGAUUGGAGUCUAUGAGAGUGGCCCCAGGAAAAGCGCCUUCCCCGCAAGGACGGAGCUAAGACGAGGAGACUGGAAGACAGACAGCACCUCCAGCACAGCGAGCAGCAUGAGUAACCGAUCCAGCACUCGGAGCCUCCUCAGUGUGAGCAGCGGGAUGGAGGGGGACAAUGAGGAUAACGAAGUCCCUGAGGUGACCAGAAGUCGGAGUCCAGGCCCCCUACAAGUGGAUGGAGCACCUGCCCUGCCCCUGGACAGGCCCCCCAGGGUGCCGCCCCGAGCUGCCUCACAGAGGCCUCCAGCCAGGGAGAUCUUCCCUCCUCCUCCACCUGUUCCACGCAGAGGUCGUUGA
This is a messenger RNA of Pipistrellus nathusii (Nathusius's pipistrelle), 2421 nucleotides long. NCBI's taxonomy places the organism in Eukaryota, Metazoa, Chordata, Mammalia, Chiroptera, Vespertilionidae. The record is from the annotation of a GenBank genome assembly.